AUGAAGGGUCAACAUUCUGUGCUGAGUUAUCUGCUAGCUAAGGGCGAUGAAAAUGGACUGAAAAUCGAUGCUCAAGGUCGAACACCGUUACAUCAUGCUGUGAUGGCAUCCAAUGUUUAUAAUGUCCAAUUACUACUGCAAAAAAAUGCAAAAUGUGAUAUUACAGACAAUCGAGGAGCAAUUCCACUACAUUGUGCAUGCCAUUUUAAAAGCAAUCCAGUUAUUCUUGACUUACAUAUGAAAGCAAAUAUGAGUGUCAGAGAUGGUACAGAUGAACCAAAGUUUACAUUCAUUGGCGAACAGCUCAGGAAGACAGCUAAAAUUCCGAGAGUAUGGCACGUUCCGAUGUUUAGGGAAUGCAAAUGA
Molecule: messenger RNA, 366 nt
Organism: Didymodactylos carnosus
Lineage: Eukaryota; Metazoa; Rotifera; Eurotatoria; Philodinida; Philodinidae
Source: the annotation of a GenBank genome assembly